Messenger RNA from Mucor velutinosus, 5637 nucleotides. RefSeq lists its product as uncharacterized. The record is from RefSeq and is a predicted model, not a curated record. Gene Ontology annotation, cellular component: mediator complex. The transcript is spliced from 11 exons. NCBI's taxonomy places the organism in Eukaryota, Fungi, Mucoromycota, Mucoromycetes, Mucorales, Mucoraceae. Gene Ontology annotation, biological process: regulation of transcription by RNA polymerase II. Gene Ontology annotation, molecular function: transcription coregulator activity. Bases 1 to 5637 code for a protein of 1878 amino acids.
AUGGCAGGUAGACAUCAAGCACAAUACGCGCGUUAUAGUUCGUCGAAUCCAUCAUAUCCAAAUACAGGAGGUAACAACAGCAACAAUAGCAACAACAACAACAACAACAACUUGAAUAUCCCGUAUCCUCCAUCCCAGAAUAACAAUGCACAAUAUAACCAACAGCAACAGCAGCACCAACAACAGCAGCAUCAACAACAGCAUCUACAACAACAACAGCAGCAGCAACAGGCUUAUGGCAAUGCUUCGUCUAUGGCAUCUCCUUACUCUACCAAUUCAUCGUCUUCUCCCGGCGGCUAUCACUCCCCCAACAUUAUUUCAAGAAACAACCAAAACACGCCUCUGAAAAAGUACACAUUGCAGCCACCUACUCGUAUAUUACCUCUCAGUAAAGCAAUGUCUUGCUUGGGCUUCCCCGGGAUGUUUCCUCAACGUCCAGGACAAGACGAAGAUAUCUUGACAGAAUCCAAUGUGCGCCAUGGAUUUGUCGAUCGGCCCGUCGUUUCGAAUGAACAUACGUGUGCGCAUGAUAUUGUGUAUGGAAAACUGCAAGAUGAUCAACGACUGCUGAACGAAUUGGGAAGUUUUAUGGUUGACGUUUUACAAAGACAAAGCAGAGCUGGUUGCAUUACUGGAUCGUCUUCUUUCAAACCACCUAUUCGAACGACAUUAAUAGACUCAAAGCGAGAGCAGUGGAUGCAAGAAUUGGCAGGCGGCAUUGUGCCAUUGAAAAAACUUGCGCGCAACGUACCUCAUGGAUUCAAGGGCGAGAAAUUACUAGAGACAUUGGCAGCGAAGCAAGUGCCAUUUUUACGAGCUACAUGGUACAUUAAGAUUGUGGGAUUAUCUGAAAUGAGUCAACGCAGUGCCAGCAAUGCAGCUACCUCUGUAGUGCCUCAACCCGUGCAAUGGACGGUCACUGUCACCAGUCAUCUCAAAAAGCAAUUGAGCGAGCUUAUGCCACCACUCGCCAACAACCCUAACAACGUAGCAAGUCCACACCCAAAUGCAGGAACACCUGGCCGUGGCUACAAGGGUUACAAUGCAUCCAACCACCAUGACAACAAUGCGCCCAAACCAUGGGCAUCACCUGAAAACAGAGCUCGAUUUGAGCACAGAUGGUCGUAUAGUGUCAAAUUAGCACGAUGGCAGUAUUUUGAAGGAUUGCUGGAUCAGCGCACAUUUUUGAAAUGGACGUUGGACACGUUGGCAGGAAGCGGAUCAUUUGAAAUUAUGUGGUUGGUUUUGACAGGCAUUAUUCAAGAUUAUGUGGAUGAGUACAAGCGUAACAGAACACUGACAAAACUGCUGAUUGAGACGUUGAUCAAAUCAUACAGUGCGCUAACACAGUUUAUUCGUCAAACACCGCCAGACACAAACGCAUUGGCAGUGCACUACGGCUUACAAAAGGACAUUGAGCACUUGCUGCAGUCAUUGUUCCUAUCUACACCCGACAUGUUUGUUGUGCCCAAACUCUACCACCAAUACCGCUAUUUAUUCAACUCGAUUCUGGGCGACGAGAGCCGACAAAAGCCAUCCAAAAGCUUGCCUGAUGUGUGUCGUGUCAUGAAGGAGUACUGGACCAUGAUUAAGGCACGCAAUGAAGUAUUUUGUGGUACCUUGGAGGAAAACAAAAUGAAGUCAGACCAGCAUUCCGUAGACAUGGACAGUAAAGCACAACCCAAUGACUCGAUACCCUCUGACGCUGCUGCUGCUGCUGCCACUGUUGGCUCAUCAUCACCAUUGGCGUCCACCCACAUCUCGGACGCUGUGUAUGAGGAGCGUGUCGUGCAUGUCUUGGAUAGCAUUGGAAGACAUGUGGAUAGUAUCACUGGAUUAUUGCUGGAUAACGAUACUUGGGUGGACAUCAAGGGACACACUGCCAAAUCAGCAUCCAAAUCUAUUUUUGGUACCACACGUCUUCAGUCUCAGGCACUGAUCAAGCUAAUCAACAUCAUGUGUCGCUGGGCAACAAGCGAGUCGCGCUACGGCGAUUGGAAGCCGUACCUCGUUGCUUCCAUACUGCUUUCUUGGAGAGAACAAGACAAGAACAAUGACAACAAGGUGCUUUUGCAAGAAGCAUUGAUUCGAUUUUUAGACGACGAGGCUUGUCCUAAAGCAAGCGAAACCACCAUAGACGCACAGACACUAGACACGAUAGACCAAGAUUCCAUAGAGAAAACUAACACACCUGUCAUAUAUUUAUUUGAUGUAUUGAUACGAUUACAGCUGUUCUCCUACCAAAAGUACCUUCUUAGACUCAUUGCUCGUGGUGAUCUAGAACCCAAGCGUCGACAUGUCAAACAAAUCCAGCAAUGCCUGCACCAUUUGGCAUCGUUUCCUUUACUCAGUCCUGCACCGCCGUAUCUGAUCAACCAGAGACGUGUUGCCUUGUACGGUACUCGAAGCGACAGCGAUAGUAAAGAGGAAGUAGAGUCGCUAGAACGCUUAAAGCAUUUGGCACGGCUGGCAGUAGCUGGAUUUGAUCAUCGUGAUACCGACUGCUUGUUUGGUGCAGAGGCCAAGGAGAUGACACAGCCAGUGCCGACAGAUUCAGUGCAGUCUUACGAAUUGUCGCUGACAGAAGAGAUCAAGAGCGACUUGACCAGUGCAAUGGAUGCCACCAGCCGCUACUCUAUUUUGAAUUUCACUAGCUGGUUACUGAACGAAGUGAAACGAUUUGUUGUCAAGAGCAUACAAAUUGGCGAGGAUAACUGGAGAGUCAUGACAUCGCCAGGGUCUUGCCUAUUGAACACACGACAAUUUGUUACCAUCGUUCGAAUCAUGGAAUGUGCCAAAGACUAUCUAACCAUCACAGAAGUAGCGUUGUGGGCGUUGGAAAAGUCCAAUGAUCCAGUGCUGUAUCCCUACAUUAUCGAUACACUUCGCAAGUAUUCUAACUACUGGAAGCUAACAAACAGUGGCACCCGAGUGGCCAAUGUAGUCUGGGCAAAGCACCUCAACCUAUCCAGCCGUGGAAACAGAGAACGAUGCAUCAUGAUGUACAUGGUGCAAUUGGUGCAAGAAGGAUACCAAAUGGACGAUCUUGUGAGAACACAACUAAAGCAAGAUUUACAGGUCAAGUCCAAACUAAGGGGGCGAUACAGCAACAGUGUGUCUGUCAAGGAUGAAUUAACACAGUUAGCCAAGGAACCUGCGGCUUCAUCACUGCAGCUGGUUUCUGAAUCCCUCAGUGUACCUUCUCAAAAUGCAGCCGGCUGGAUCGGUGCCAUCUUGGAAAGUGCGGGCGAAGUGCUGCGUAUGGUGGCCAAGGAGAAGCACAUCACGGAACAAGCGAAAUUACAUCAACUGCCAUUCUCUUCUGCCUUGUAUGACUUCCAUCGCAUCGUGCGCGCUUUUGCCAAUGUGCUCAAGGAUGUGGCCAACCACACCACACUGACAGGGCAAGCAGACGAGGUCGUCAUACACUGGCUGUGCAACAACGAGAUUGUUCUUCAAGACAUGAACCAGGAGUGCUCUUGGGUGCCGUUCUUUGUCGCCAUUCUGGUCGCUUACAAUGUCAUUAGUCUCAGCACUGUAGUCAAGGAAUUCGCACUGCCCUGGUUUGAGCAGGUGAACUAUGAUUGUCAGCAGCAUUACGGAGCAGAAGAGAGCAAGCUCAUCGUGUUUUGUCAGAAUCUGAUCGCCUUGAUCCGGUUACUGAUCAUUCAGACCAGCAACCAGUCUAAAUCAGAGGAAGAGGUAACGGCCCAUACGGUGCACUGGCAGUUGCGCGUAGAAGACUUUUACCGACUCCAAGUGCAGCGACAAUCUCAACUGGCAAGUAGCCUGGACCGCAUUGAGCCCAUGUUUGGACUGAUGGAGCGACUGGUGAUGAUCGCGACCAGCCUUCCGCUCAGCUCAAAUCUGUUGCAGGAUUUAGUGAUGCUGCGUGCUGAUCUGUUGCAAAUCACCUGGUUUAGACAGGCAUGUCUUCGUGAUUUGAACGGUGUGUAUCAACGAUUCGCCGCCAGAGAAGCAGAGGCAGCCAUGGAGAAACGCAUGAAGAAGAAGAUGUUGGAUAUUGUCGACGAGCUGAUUGGAGGAAACAGCCUGGUGGGUGGUGAAAGACAGGGCGCUGUUGUGCAGGAUACCACGCCUGAUUUUGUAGAUAAACUUCAUAGAGUCUUUUUGAACGUGAGUCAGUGGAAUGAAGCUCAAUGCCGUGUGCAAGUCAACCUGCUGCUGGACAACAUCUCGCUAUCGGAUGGCCAUUCACAGAACCCCAACAACCCGCAUAUCUUGGGCGACGAUAUAUCCAUGGACAUGCCACCAACAGAAUCCGUGUCUUCCUCCAACAAGGACUUGCAGUCGUUUGUCUAUUUCUUUUACGAUGUGGUGCUGGCAGACGGUAAAGAAGAAUCGGACCCUGUCAAGGCUCAACGCAGAUUCCAGUUCUUCAAAAAUCUGAUACACGAAUUGCGAGAACCCGUGUUGCUGGAACUCUUGCAUCAUGGAGCUCGAUUGCUGGAGGGCGAUCCAUCUCAAAGCUUUCCUGAAAACGUGCUUUUGAUGCAAGCGACAGAUCCCGGCCAUCACUUUGAUUCUGUCAAAUACGCGUACCGUAGUCAAGCCUUCCUCAAUAUCACGCAACAUAUGCUCGCUGAAAAUGUGUGGUCCAACGAAAAGAAGAUUGAGCUGGUCAAGACUGUGUUUGGCCAGAUCACUCGCUUUAAGAACAGCCUCUCCAUCUACCGUGUGAUGCAAGGCGCCAAUGUCUGCUAUGCUGAUGCGGCAAAUGCGCUUCAGUUGGUCAAGAACAAUGUGGAUAUGGCGAUUGCGUUGCUUGUGACAGAAGGACCCGCUGAAUAUACAGGCGAGGAGACAGAGAAGGAUCUGAAGCUCUCUAUUCAAGAUAUCAGAAACAGCCUUUUGGUUCGACUGAGGCUUGUGGUGCCAUUUGCUUCACUUAUCUGGGAACAUCCCAAGGUGGAUGAAUGCGAUAUUAUGGAAUGGAUCAAGGUUCUUGUUCCGUUGCUAGGGAACCCCAUUGUACACGGCAAUGGUAGCCAAGAGCGAUUCUUUGAGUUUGUGCUAGACUUUGUGUCAUUAUUGAUUGAUGAGGUGCCAAAAGAUUUAAAGAAAAAGAGCUUGAUUCUGCUGGGAUCGAUGCAUAACGAACUGACAUCCGUGCCUGCCAUGUUCCAUAGCCGAGUCAAGCGCAUCAUGCCCUUCUUGACACACAACCUCUACUUGGCCAACACGAGACUGGCAUCUUCCAUGCUUGGAUUACCUCCUACCAACGAUCCUCAACAACAACAGCAGCAUUUAGAGACGUGCCUAGAGCAGAGCAAACCAUGGGAGUGGCUUGAAGAUUAUGUGAGUGAGCCCCCUCAUGACAACGAUGCGCCCAUCAGCUUGAGUCUGUUCAAUGCAAAGAAAUCGAAACGAAUUGAAAAUACCUAUGUGCGGUGGUUUAAGUUUGGAUUUGAUGAAGGAUCCAGUUCAAGAAGACGUCGACUGGACCAGGACACUACACACAUCUCCAGCAUCCAGGUGGAUAAAAACAAGGAAGAAACGAUGGACGAAAAUGGCUUUAUUUUCAUUGUGGAUGAUGAUGAAGAGAUGCAAAGUACAAACACACCUAAUAUUGCAAAAAAGAGAAAAGUCGAAAUGGAAGAAGGCGAGCUGCCGUGA